CGGAAACGAACGCUUUUGUUUGAUAGGGAGCUUGUUGUACGGAAGCGCCAGGAUCUGCUGCUCCUGAUUUUACGUUUCCGGGUACGGCUGAAGUAAGAACAAUCUAGGCACCUCUGCUGAAGCUAGCUUCUCAGACAACGCACCUUUUACUUGUUUUAUUUUAAUGUCAUGCGGUAUGGAGCAGGGCCUUGAACUCUGCUUUGAGAUAUGAUGUCAAAGAAGUGGACCAAUGGACAUUCUUCUUCAGUACUAAGCUUAAAUGUGAGCAAAGAUGGUCUAUUGGCUUCAGGAGCAGAAGGAGGGGAGCUCACAAUUUGGAAUACUGAAGGAAAUCCUCUGGAACGUGUACGGCUUCAAAAAGCAGAUGAUGUCACUAGCAUUGUAUUUUCUCCCACUUGUUCUAGAAGACUCUAUGCUUCUCAUGGGGAAAUUAUUAGCAUGCUGGAUACCAGAUGUCUCAAGGAGCCAGUUGAAUGUUUCCAUGUAAAUGAGGAAGAGAUCAAUUGUCUUUCAAUAAAUGAAACAGAAAGCUUCUUGGCUGCUGCAGAUGAUUCUGGAGCCAUAAAGAUAAUUGACUUACAAAGCAAGAAGUUGAGUCGCUGCCUUCAACGACAUUCAAAUAUUUGUGCAUCUACUGCAUUUCGACCCCAGAGGCCACAAAGCCUUCUUUCAUGUGGCCUGGAUAUGAAGAUUAUAAUGUGGAACGUGCAAAAAACUCGCCCACUAUGGAUUAUGAACUUGCAAGAAGAAGACCCAUUUGAGCAAGGGAUUGGCCAACUUUUUAACCCACCAUUGAUUCAUUCAUUGUCUGUUUCUACUUGUGGGAAUGUCUUUGGCUGUGGAGCUGAAGAUGGUAAAAUCAGAAUCUUUCGAGUAACAGGUGCCAAAUUUGAACAGGAAGUAGCAUUUAAAGGACAUUCAUUAGGAGUAUCACAGAUUUUCUUUCUGCCAGAAAUGUAUUGCUUUAUUACAGGGGGAAAUGAUGGCAAAGUAUUGUUGUGGGAUGUUAGCAGUGAAAUUGGAAAAUUGAAAAGUCCAAAAAAGGCAAUUCACAAAAAGAAAAAUGCCAUCAAGAAAGCUGACAAGAUGAACCCAGAAUACACAAAUGAAUGCCUAUCCAUUUCACCCAAACUGACCAUUGAACAUGGAGAGAAAGUAAACUGGAUUUCAUAUGUGUCAAUUAAUGGUUCUAAGAGAAUAUUUGUUGCUGACCAAAGUAGCGAUAUAUCAGUAUAUCCUAUUUCUUGAACUCUUCAUAUAUUUAGGUAGGCAGUCAAUCUCUGGUGCAGUAUUUUGAAUCUACUAAUUUUCUGAUGCAUUAUUCCUUCUACCUCCAAUAAAUAAACCAAUUCUGUGUGCUGCUAAAAAUUAUUUUGGUAGUUCAUAUAUAGUACCGCUUUUGGAAUACUAAUUGGUGUGACAUUACUGGUAAGCUUGCAAUAAAAGUUAUGUAUAUGUGAAUAAAGAACUGGGUUUAAAAACAAAAGAAAAAUAAAGAAUUGUCUGUUUUAAUAUAUAUUCUUAUAAAUUCUACUGGCAGAAACAUAUUUAAAAUAACAAUAACAGA
This is a messenger RNA of Thamnophis elegans (Western terrestrial garter snake), 1567 nucleotides long. It is a transcript of the gene WDR53, whose product is annotated as WD repeat domain 53. The record is from RefSeq and is a predicted model, not a curated record. Gene Ontology annotation, molecular function: protein binding. Bases 208 to 1248 code for a protein of 346 amino acids. The transcript has 3 exons. NCBI's taxonomy places the organism in Eukaryota, Metazoa, Chordata, Lepidosauria, Squamata, Natricidae.